CAGAACAAGAAGAAGAAAGGAGAAUUCUAAUAGAUGAAGAUAGAGGGCUUCAGUAUCAACUGAAAGAUACUUCUGAAGCAAUGCAAGCUGCAGGUGAACUGCCUCUACCUCUUAAAGAAGCAGAAGGUGUUGUCACUGCUAAGGUGAGAAAAUAAUCAAUGUGCAUUUUUUAAUCUGUGUUAUCCACUGAGCGACUUAUUGUUUUUGUCAUCCUCUCCCUUUUCUCCAAAUUUAACUGAAUAUAAUCGUUCAUCAUCAUCAGUAUUACCAAUCCGUUGUGUACUUCUUUUGUUUCCUCUUUUAUAUUCCCCAGAUUUGUUGCUUCCAUUCAUUACUCUUAUUACAAUAUGUAGUAUGUACCUAGAGGUGUAAAAUGUGAUUUUUGUGGCCCCUAAUUGUGAGCCCUUUCAUUUUUGUGGCCCUAGAUAAAGCCCUGCUAGAUGACUUUGGGGGUUGGUAAUCCUUUCAACUAGUACUUUAUGCUAAAACUAAUCUCACUGCCUAUGAAUAUACUAGAGAGGUCGCAAAUGUUCUUGGUAUCAAAGAUACCGGGAUUGAUUAUCCCUCUGUUGAAAGGUCAAAAUUUCCCAAUUUUUUGUAUGACCUUAGAGAAAAACUUGUUUGUGACAAAGGGAAAAUAUUCAAAUCAUCACAUCUUAGGAUAAUCUUGAAAGAUAUGUCGGUAGAGGAUGAGCACAACAAGUUGUAUUUUAAACAAUUGAUGUGUUAUUUUUUGGUUGAGCAAUUUCUGUUAUGCGCAAGCGACGCAAAGAUUCUUCGUAGUUGUUCUUGGGUGUUCGUUAAAGAUCUUGAGGCUUUUGAGCAAAUCAUCUGGGCAAAAGCUGUAUUUGAUCACCUUUGUGAAUCUCUCAAAGAUUUGAAAGAUAAGAUGAGGAAGCAUGGUCAACAUUGUUUCAAGGGGGCUGCUCCAGUUUUUGAGGCACUCAUAUAUGAAAGAAUACCAUCGAUGCGGCCACCAGUUAAAUUUUCUGAUCCUCCCAUCCAGAAGUACAGUGCCCAAAGGUCUGUUGUGCUGAACCUUGAUAAACUAACUGCCGAACAGAUAAAUGUAUGUCCAUGGUGUAAUCUUCAAGAUUUGUCUUUGGUGGAGGGUGAAGCUUGCUCUUAGGCUCCCUUUGUAGUGUAGGAUGAAGUUGAGGAUGCAUGCUCUCUAGCUCCCCCUUUAGUGGAAGAUGAUGCUUGCUAUCUAAUCACACAAAUGCUAAUUGUAACAACCGGAGGUUUUAUAUAUUUUUUGUGGGUCUUGUUUCGAUUGACAUUUUUAUUAAUUAAUUAAAUAAAAACUAAAUACCAAAAAAAAAAACUAGUCCAUCCCAUAAAAAAAUAAUAAAACUAGCAACUAAUUGAGAUAUAUAUUAAAUUAGAUUAAUUCUUUUUUAUGAGAAGAUAGGUGAUAUGUUGCCUGAAAAAAAGAUAUGUGAGAUAUAUUAAUUGGGAAGAAAGAAAGAAAAGAUAUGUGAGAUAUAUUAUUUGGUCAGAAAGAAAGAAAAGAUAUGUGAGAUAUAUUAAUUGAAAGAAAAGAUAUGCGAGAUAUAUUAAUUGGGAAGAAAGAAAGAAAAGAUAUGUGAGAUAUAUUAAUUGGGCAGAAAGAAAGAAAAGAUAUGGAAAUCUUUCUUGUUACUAUAUAUAUAUAAGUAAAGUGAGGAGGCAUGUUAACUCACAUUUGCAACCCUAAUCGUAUUAUUCAUAGCAUUACUUGAGAAACAAGAAUGGUUCACUGUAAUUCUUGCUCCUGCUGCUUGACCGAUGAUGUUUGUCAUCUACACCCAACACUUCCUUCUUGCUCCAAUACAAAACAAAAACAACACUCCAAUAAGAAACGAAAACAACGCCAAGAAGAAGAAACCCAACAACAAACCAAAAAUGUUGUUGUUGGGACAAAUUGGGAUGUUUGCGAUUAUGAUAUUCCAUUGAAGAAGGAAAAGAGUGAUCCUGGCAACGGGAUAAUUUGGGGCUAUUGCGAAUAUGAUCUUCCAAUGAAGAAGAGAAAGAUCAAUAGGGAAAAGAGUAAUCUCAGCUACAACAACAACAACAACAACAACAACGUAUCUUUUAUCUUUUCUUCCAUCGAAAACAAUGUUUCUUCGUCUACCAGCCACGACGACACAAAAAUCGCCAACAAACAAGAAACUAAGAAGACGUGUAAUGUUGAUGAUGAAUGGGAGAUCAAGAAGGUGCUUGAAAAGAGCGAUGUUUGUCGCACUUUGAGUAGGCUUAUGUUGAAGAAAGAAUUGACUCAAGAGUUUGUGAUUCCGAUGGGGUUGUGUGGUGCUAAAGCUGCCAAGCAUAAAGGUGUUGAAGUAAAAGUAUGGGACGUUGACACAAAGUCUCUUCAUUCUCUUGUUUUCAAGAUCUGGACUUCCGCACAAUGCCACAUUUUCAAUAAGAGAUGGUUCAAAGAUUUUGUUCUUAGAAGGGAAUUAAAGAAAGGAGAUCAAAUUGGCUUACAUUGGGAUCAAGAUAACGGACGCUUUAACUUUUCCGUAAUUACUUUAUAAUUUUUCGUUGUGUAGAACUAUCGUUAUUUUCUUGUGUAGUCUUUUGAUGCGUGAAAAGCAUAUAUCCUUCAUUGACAUAUAUAUUAGAUUUUCGUUGUUUUAUUUGAU
This is a messenger RNA of Trifolium pratense (red clover), 2627 nucleotides long. RefSeq names its product kinesin-like protein KIN-12B. The record is from RefSeq and is a predicted model, not a curated record. NCBI's taxonomy places the organism in Eukaryota, Viridiplantae, Streptophyta, Magnoliopsida, Fabales, Fabaceae. Gene Ontology annotation, biological process: microtubule-based movement. The transcript has 3 exons. Bases 1731 to 2519 code for a protein of 262 amino acids. Gene Ontology annotation, molecular function: microtubule binding; DNA binding; ATP binding.